This is a messenger RNA of Pelmatolapia mariae (spotted tilapia), 1010 nucleotides long. It is a transcript of the gene il17c, whose product is annotated as interleukin 17c. The coding region runs from base 98 to 595 and encodes 165 amino acids. Gene Ontology annotation, molecular function: cytokine activity. The transcript has 3 exons. Gene Ontology annotation, cellular component: extracellular region. The record is from RefSeq and is a predicted model, not a curated record. Gene Ontology annotation, biological process: inflammatory response. Lineage: Eukaryota; Metazoa; Chordata; Actinopteri; Cichliformes; Cichlidae.
GCCCCCAUCUUUUGUAUCCAUAAAUAAGAGAUGAAUGACUGGAUGUCAUGAACCGACCGGUUAAUCUUGGAAAGAGUCAGACAGAGCUCAGAGUCGGAUGAUGGAUUUGAAACCGGUUCUCAUCUUCGUACUGUUCAUCGUGCCCAUGUGGUCGUCCAAGAUGUUCCGGUGCUAUAACGACGAGGAGCUACAGGCAGCGGCGGACAGGAAGCUGAGGACGCACUACCUGCGGGCCACAGAGGCUCCGCGGACAACGGCUCACAGCUCAUCUUACUCUUGUCCCCUGGAUCUUUACAAGAGGCAGCUGUCAGAGGAGCAGCGAGACAGGUCUCUGUCCCCCUGGAGAUUCGUAACUCACAUCAAGGAAGAUCACUUUCCUUCGACAUAUGUUGCUGCUCAGUGCCUGUGUUCAGGAUGCAUCCAGCUCAAAAACAGUGAAGUGAUUGAGGACUAUGACUACAACUCAGUUCCCAUCGUUCAGAACAGAGUGUUUCUCAAAAAGGAGCUUUGUGACGAUAAGAAGACUUACCGUCUGAGGCCAGUGAAUGUGGAAGUAGCUGUGGGGUGUACCUGUGUCAGACCCCAGAGUUCCUAGGGGAGAACCAUCCAGACCUGCUAUCACAUGACACGCAUAAAAUGCAUGAAGUUCAUGAAAUGCACCAAGUCUAAUCAGCGGUGUGAAGUCCUGCAGCAUGCUCAUAGUGAGCAUGCUGUGACUUAGAAGGAUCAUCGCUGGGAAUAUUUAAUGCGGCUUCAAAAGUCACACAAGCCUAUUUAUACACCUAGCUAUUUUCUGUUUAUUUAUCAAUAAUAUGUUUUGUAGAUGUUUGCUCUCUUAGUUUUGUUUACAGACUCCUGCAUAGUGCAGUAAAUGUAAUCUGGGUAUUUUAUUACUUGAUUUAAUUCAUAUUGAUGACCUUCUCAUUGAAAAAAGCUAUUAUAUAGUUUUGUUACAUAACAAUUGAACUGUUAAUGGUAUUUGAAGAAUGAUCUAUUUAUUUGGUCUGCUA